This is a messenger RNA of Melozone crissalis (California towhee), 1407 nucleotides long. It is a transcript of the gene DTWD1, whose product is annotated as DTW domain containing 1. Gene Ontology annotation, molecular function: tRNA-uridine aminocarboxypropyltransferase activity. Lineage: Eukaryota; Metazoa; Chordata; Aves; Passeriformes; Passerellidae. Gene Ontology annotation, biological process: tRNA modification. The transcript is spliced from 6 exons. Bases 58 to 978 code for a protein of 306 amino acids. Gene Ontology annotation, cellular component: nucleus. The record is from RefSeq and is a predicted model, not a curated record.
CUUUCGUUCCGGGGCCUGCGAGGGCCGCGCGGGUGCCGCGCCGGGCGGCGGCUAACCAUGUCUUUAAAUUCAUCUACACUUUUAAAUGAAGGAAAUGCUCAAGGAGCAAAAAGAAAUACUGAGUGUUUGGAAAGCCUACUGCAGAGUCCAUCAUCUGUUCAAGAUAAUCCACUUCAACAAUUACAGUUAGCAUCCCAGGAAGUACUGAAAAAAGCAAAAAAGAGUGGGAGAUCAAAAUGCCCCCGAUGCAAUAGUUCAAGGAUGUUUUAUUGUUAUACAUGCUUUGUUCCUGUUGAAACUGUCCCUACCAAAGAAAUUCCAACUGUGAAGUUACCUUUGAAGAUUGACAUUAUUAAACACCCAAACGAAACUGACGGCAAAAGCACGGCUGUGCACGCUAAGCUCCUGGCACCUGAUGAUGUCACCAUUUAUAAAUACCCCUGCAUUCCAGAGUAUGAAGAGAAGAGACACGAAAUAGCACUUAUAUUUCCUGGCCCAAAUUCAGUUUCAGUGAAAGAUAUUGCUUUCCAUCUCCAAAAGUACACCAAGAAAGGUGUCUGUCCUAGUGACGAUAACUGUUCCAGAGAGCCCCUUCCUAAACAAGCAAAAAUAGAACCUGAAGAAGAAAAAAGUCCAAAUGAAUGCAUCUCAAGCAGCAGGAGUGAAGGCACUAGACUGAAGAAAAUAAUAUUUAUUGACAGUACCUGGAAUCAAACUAACAAGAUAAUAACUGAUGAACGACUUCAAGGGUUACUGCAAAUUGAGUUGAAGACAAGGAAAACUUGCUUUUGGCGUCAUCAGAAGGGAACACCAGAUACAUACCUUUCCACAAUAGAAGCAAUUUAUUAUUUCCUUGUGGACUAUCAUCAGGAGAUUUUGAAAGAGAGCUACAAAGGACAAUAUGAUAAUCUGCUUUUUUUCUUUUCAUUUAUGUAUACAUUGAUUAAAGAUGCCAAGUGUUGUGCAGGAAAAAAGUAAGCUGUCUGUCGGUGCAUGACACUACUUUUUUUUGUAAUAAUAACCUGCACAAACAUAACUAGGUUUUUUUUUUUGCAAAUAGACUGUCCUCUAAAUAAUAUCCAGAAGUGAGCUGCAGACCUCCUCCUGCAUGCUUGAGGUUGUAGAACUGCUCACAUGAGCAGUCUUAUUAGAGUUACUUACUUGAAAACAGUUACAUUUUCCUAAAUAUUGCUGUACUUCAACCUACCGGUCUGAUGUGCUCGCUGUGAUGAGCACAUUUCCUGAGAUGGGAGUGGAGGACCUGACCCCUCUUGCUGUAAGGAGUGAUCUCUUAACUGUAAGAAGGAAUUAGCAUGCUGGCUUUUCCAUUGUUACUAAUACUUCUGUCAGAUGGUUUCUUUGUGGUUUACACAGCAAUACUGAUUUUGCUACAGGUGCAUCAAAGGC